Thermothielavioides terrestris NRRL 8126 is the source of this 4605-nucleotide messenger RNA. RefSeq lists its product as uncharacterized. The transcript has 7 exons. Gene Ontology annotation, biological process: regulation of transcription by RNA polymerase II. Lineage: Eukaryota; Fungi; Ascomycota; Sordariomycetes; Sordariales; Chaetomiaceae. Gene Ontology annotation, cellular component: Rpd3S complex. The coding region runs from base 1 to 3744 and encodes 1247 amino acids. The record is from RefSeq and is a predicted model, not a curated record.
AUGGCUUCCAACUCGGUUUCGGCCAACACGCGGGCCACGCGAUCGCGCUUUUCGAGCCCGCAGGUAGCGCCCAACGGUGCGGCCGGCUCGUCGUCGUCUUCGACUUCGGCUUCAAGGGCACAAGGCAUGGGGAACGGCAGCGGCAGCGGCGCGAACGGCACCGAGGGACAAAAAGCAUUCAUGCAGCGCUGGCUCGAGCCGCCCGUGCAGGUCAAAGCCAGCUACCAGGACGACGGCCUGCUGCGCGGCGGCGUGUUUGGGAACAUGGCUCCGCUCGGAACGCUGCCAAAGGUCGGCCUGUUUAAGAAAACGGUAACACCUACGCCUGCUGCCCCUGAGCGCACGCCUGUGCCUGUACGCAGGAUCGUCGUCAAGAAAAAGCCCGCCGCGGCAGUCCCGGCGCCUGCGCCCCCGCCUGUUUCGCCCGAGGAAGACGAGACCGAGGCAGACGAAACGCAGGAAGAGGAUAAUGGACUUGCUGAUGAGGGCGAAGGCGGGCACGAGGCCGAGGAAGAAGAGGCCGAGGAGGAGCUGGCCGCGUACAGCAAGGAUCGCAAAAUCCGCACGGCGGCUGCAUCACGCCGGCCGCGCCGUUCGGUCGCCUCGGGCGCCUCGGACGACGAUGAGUGGGAGCCCAGGACGCCGUCUCAAAAGGGCAAGGGACGCAGGAGUUUAUCACGGGCGAGCACCACCGGCCCGCUGCAGAAGCGCCCAGGGAGUGCAGGUGCUGGCUCGCAGGUCGACCGGAAAGCUUUCCUCGACAAGGUGGUGGAGGCAGCCGUGGACGAGGCGCUCUCGCAUUUUCGGUACCCCACAGCCUGGGCCCUGCGCACGCUCUACGACGAAAAUUCAUCCAACCAGGAAUUUCUCGACAUGAUCGAGAAGGUGUUGCUGCAGACUGCAAACGCCGACACGCUCGAGCGAUUUGGCCUUCUCAUCCAGGCCAAGAAGAGGGAAGGCAAGAAGGACAACAAAGCCUGCUACUACUUCGUGCCGCCCUCGACCAACAGCCGCUUCACGCCGCGCCAGCCGAAGCGUGCACCCUAUGGCAACCUCCCUGAGCCUGCACCAGAGAAGGACGUUGAGCCGGAGCCCGAGCCGGAGCCUGAGCUGCCCCCGCGCAAAAAGCGCAGGUCGGGUCGGCAGCAGUCGGAGGCGACAUCGUCCGCAUCCAAGAUGGCGAGCAGCGGAGGCAAGGGCAAGGCAAAGACGGAAACGCCUUCGCGGAGGAGCACGCGGGCGCAUUCGGUUUCUAGCACUUCCUCGCUCUCCAGCGCGCUGUCGCUGUCGCCGCCCGACGGGACCCAGGACGAGGACGGGGAGAGGCCUGAAGGGUUUGAUGAGGCCCCCUCGCGCACCAGCCCUGCGCCGCCGCAGCCAAUCACAGCAGCCAAGCGGCGUCGGUCCAACGCACCGCGCAAGAGCCGGAACGUGUCACCCUCCCGGCCCUCGUCGGCUGCUUCCAACAACACUGCUACUCCUGCUCCUGCUGCUGUUUCCGCGCAGCGGCAAUCCCCUGCUGCCGAGGAGCCCGCGGCGCACGACGAGGAGCAACCGUAUGAGAUGCCUGCCGUCGUCGACUCGCCCCUGUUCCCGAACAGCAAUAAUCUCAAUUCCAAGAAGGGCGCCCGGUCCGGCGCGCCGCCCCUGGUCUUCGCCACCAAGGUGGGCAAGAUUGACCCGAACGAUCCGAAGCAGCGUCUCCGCCAGAGCGCGCGAAAGAUCACCAGCAAGCCGCUUCCCGAUAGCAACGUGAGAGAGAGCUCUCCGCGGGCGGCCGCGACCCGGCCGAGACGAGGUGAGGAGCCGGCCACGCCGGCUGCGCCGGCGGCGGCGUCCUCGCGGCCGCGCACUUCUCUCCCUUCGUCCCGCCCGACGCCGGCUCCCAGGGAGGGACGGAGCACCCGCUCGUCGCUCAAGCGCGCCCACGAUGAUCUCGAGGACCAGCCCUCCCCGACGGCCGCCAACCUGUUCCCCGGAUCUGAGGUUGCGUCGACGGCUGCGGACUCGCGCGCGGGCACGCCAGCGCUGCGGCCGGCGAAAAAGCCCAGGACCGGACUCCGAGUUAAGAACUCGCCGAUGAAGAAAAAGAACGGCCCUUCAGCGGGCAUUCCUCGUCCCAGCGGCGAGCGCAGCAGUCCUGUCGGCAACGGCAAUGCUGCCCGCGAGGAUGACAACGACGACUACUGCUCGUCAUGCGGCGGCAACGGCGAGCUGAUCUGCUGCGACGGCUGCACGCGGUCCUUCCACGUGCGCUGCGCCGACCCGAUUCUGCUGCAGGACGCCAUGCCUGUCGAGUGGUUCUGCAACGUGUGUCGCGCGAACCGUGACCCGGCCGGCGUGCCCAGCCACGGCGGUCCCUUCGCCUUGGUGCUUGAGAAGCUCGAAGCUAAGAACUCGAGCGCGUUCCGCCUGCCGGCCUCCGUGCGCGAGCGCUUCGAGGGCGUGCGCACCGGUACCGAGGGCGAGUACGAGGAGGUCGUGGCGCCCGUCAAGCCUACUCGCAAGAAGAAGAGCGAUGAGGACCAGGUCCCCGAUUUCUUCCGGCUUCGCGAUGCAGACGGUAACGCGGCUAUCUGCCACGUCUGCCAGAAGAGCAGCUCCUCGAAUCGUGCCAUCAUCCCCUGCAGCGUUUGCGGCAUCUACUGGCACCUGGACUGCCUGGAUCCCCCAUUGGCGCUGCCCCCUGCUCUUCGCACUUGGAGGUGCCCGCUGCAUACCGACGACUUCCUAGACAGUCUCGUGAGUCUGGGCCCAGCCCACAAGCACCGCAAGGUGAAGGACGCGCCCGUCAUCAGGCCCGCCUUCACCCGGGGCUAUGUCAACAACGGCUACGUCCAAAUCGACCUCGACGACAGCGAGGACGAGUCCGGUUGGCGGGACGUGGAAACCUUUGGCCGGACCGUGCGGCUGUCCGAGAAGGGCAUCAUGCUUGAUUUUCUCUCUCGGACUCGCAAGAGUGUCGACAGGCAAACGAACGCUGCGCAGGACGACAGGCCCGCUCCCUCGCCGGUUCCUACGACGGUUCCUACUACGACGGCUCCUACGCCGGCUCCGAUGGCACAGAGGUCCCUGAAGGAGCAGCAGGCUGCCCUCAACUUGGCCCAGCUCAGCGGUAGCCAGGACGACGGGAUAUCCGUCCUCAUCGAUGCCAUGAUUUCUCAAGCCGACCCGUCCGUCAUCGACAUGAUGGCCCGGGCCAGUGCCACCAACCUGGAGAGUGGCCAGCUCGAGCAGAUGGAUCAGCAGGGUUUGAUUGCCAUGCUGGCCCACGCGGAGUCCAUCACCGCGCGGAUCCGCCAGCUCUUGGGCGCCGCCGCCCCUGCACAGAAACAAUCCACGCCGGCCGACGCGCCAGCAGAGGCCGCCGAGGUCUCCGCCCCGGUCCCCAGCCUCACCAACUCGCAGUCGCCGGAACCCGACACGGACAUCUCGGCAACCGCGGACGUCGAGACGAGCGCCGUCGACGCGGACGCGGCAAAGAGCCCCGCCUCGCCCGCGACGACCGACGACGUGCCCCCCAUGACGCAGGGCGAGAAGACGCCCGUGCAGGGCGACCAGUCGCCUGCCGCGCCGCUGCCGCUUCCGCUGGAGGAGGACGGCCCGAUCGAGAGCGCCGGCGUCCCCGCCACGCCGACCAAGGCUGCCGCGAUCACCAGAGACGAGCCGGUCGUGCUCGAGGCCGGCGGCGAGGGGGAGAAGGCGCUUGGCGAGGGCCCGGACGACGCACCGAUCGAGAUCUAGUGGGGCGGGGGGCCGUCUUAUGGAAGGGGAAACUGUUAACACCCGACAAGAGGGUCGCGCCGCUGGAAGUAUCGCGGCGUAUGCUCGACUAUUGAACCUUGCGGCCCUUCACCAACUGGUCUACUACUCUUCAUUUGACGCUGUCCUCAACAAAGGCGUCAUCAUCUUCACGGCGGGACCUCCCUUCUCCCCUUUCUCUAUUACACGGCGCCGCGAGGCUUGGCAGCGCAUAAGGGAACAACAAGGCUGCUCCGCUGCACAUCCGCGGAUGAUUACAGCAACCAGACCGCACCAAGAAAGGACAUCAACUUUCACCGCCUUCGUCGCCUUAGGUGACCCGGCCUCUGACCUUGAAACCUUUCAUCAUUUUCGGUCUGAUAUUGCCGCGGUCUGUUCUACUGUCGCGGUCUGAUAUUGCCGCGGUCUGACCUUCUCGCGGUCUGAUAUUACCGCGGUCUGUUCUACUGUCGCGGUCUGGUGGUGCCGCGAUCCCUUCUACCUCCGCGGUCUGAUCGUACCGCGAUCUCUUCUACUGUCGCGGUCUGACCUUCUCGCGGUCUGACCUUCUCGCGGUCUGAUAUUGCCGCGAUCCUUCUACUGUCGCGGUCCCAAGGCCUCCGCGAUCUGAUCUUUCCCAAGCCCAACCGGACCAGACCUAUUAUCCUUGGCGAUGCGACAUGUCUCGGCCCAGAUUCCGCGCCACCGUGAUGCUGGGUUCCCUCUCGGUUCGCCUGCCACCAUGAGCAGGCCUGUCGCUCCGCAGUCUGACCUCUACCGACCUUCGCCCCGGGUCAUGCCAGAUUAGGUCAGAUCUCUUCUUCUUGGCGGUGAACAACGGCGCGGUUCCUUUCCUAGCCCUCG